AUCUAACUUCACAUUAUAUCUUUCGCGCCAAAAAACUUAGUGUAAAGUGUUGUGUUUAUUGUGUACAAAUUAAAAUUUGAAUUAUUAUUAUGGAUACUCAAGAUAUGGAUCAACAUUCAAGAGAUAUACAGAGGGAAUAUCUAGAUUUUCUUGAUGAUGAGACUGACCAAGGAAAGUAUUCUCAAUUAGUAAAAGAUAUGAUAUCAGAUAAGAGUUGUCGAUUAUUGGUGAAUAUCAACGAUUUACGUAGAAAAAAUUCAACAAGAGCUCUUUCAUUACUUAACAAUGCAUUCGAAGAACAAAUGGCUUUUCACAAAGCUCUUAAAGACUAUAUAUUGUCGGUUAAUCCGGAUUACGCCAAACAAAACGUGGAUUUUUUCAUCGCUUUCGAAGGGAGCUUCGGGAAUAAACACGUUACGCCUAGAACACUCACUUCUAGAUAUUUGGGUAACCUAGUUUGUGUGGAAGGGAUUGUUACUAAAUGCUCUUUAAUUCAUCCUAAAGUCGUGAGAAGCGUCCAUUAUUGUACGGCAACAAAAAAAAUUAUGGAAAGAAAGUAUUCAGAUAUGACUUCUUUGGACGCUAUACCCUCAUUAGCGGUGUAUCCUACGAAAGACGACGAGGGUAAUCCUCUUGAAACAGAAUUCGGUCUUUCGACUUAUAAAGAUCAUCAAACUAUAUCUAUUCAAGAAAUGCCUGAAAACGCCCCGGCGGGGCAACUACCGAGAUCUAUCGAUAUUAUCUGCGAUAACGAUUUAGUGGAUAAAUGUAAACCCGGCGACAGGAUACAAGUUGUCGGGAAUUUUAGAUGCUUGCCGAAUAAACAACAAAAUUUCACAAACGCUACUUUCAAGACGGUUGUUAUAGCUAACAACAUUUCUCAAUUGAGUAAAGAAGCGGCACCGUCGAUAACGAGGGAAGAUGUCGCUCGUUGUAAGCAACUUGCAAAAUCUAAUAAAAAUAUAUUUGAAUUAUUAGCGAAAUCGUUGGCUCCUUCUAUUCAUGGUCACGAAUAUAUAAAAAAAGCCGUGCUGUGUCUCCUAUUGGGUGGUGUUGAAAAAGUAUUACCAAACGGAACUAGACUUCGAGGUGAUAUAAAUAUACUCUUAAUAGGAGAUCCUAGCGUCGCUAAAUCUCAAUUACUGAGAUACGUUUUACACACCGCACCUAGAGCUAUUCCUACUACAGGUAGGGGAUCGUCUGGUGUGGGUUUGACUGCCGCCGUAACGACGGAUCAAGAGACCGGCGAAAGGAGAUUGGAAGCCGGGGCUAUGGUACUUGCCGAUCGCGGUGUCGUCUGCAUAGACGAAUUCGACAAAAUGAGCGAUCUCGAUAGAACCGCAAUACACGAAGUCAUGGAACAAGGUCGAGUUACGAUAGCUAAGGCGGGUAUACACGCUAGUUUGAACGCUAGAUGUUCGGUAUUAGCGGCCGCCAAUCCCGUCUACGGUAAAUAUGAUCAAUAUAAAACUCCAAUGGAAAAUAUAGGUCUGCAGGAUUCUUUACUUUCGCGUUUCGAUUGUCUAUUCGUAAUGUUGGAUACUGUUAACGCUGAUAAUGAUUUAUUGAUAUCCGAUCACGUAGUGAGAAUGCACAGAUACAGGAAUCCUCUAGAACAGGAUGGUGAAGUACUACCGAUGGGUUCGACAGUUGAUAUAUUAAGUACUAAAAAUCCGGACGAAGAUGACGAAAAAGAAGUACCGAUGUACGAGAAAUACGAUCCUUUAUUACAUGGAGCGAGUCGGAAACGUACCGAUAGAAUUUUGAGUGUGGAAUUUAUGAGGAAAUAUAUUUAUUUUGUGAAAAUUUUGAAACCUGCUUUGACAGAAGAAGCUUCCGAGAUUAUUGCUGAUGAAUAUUCGAGAUUGCGAUCAGAAGACGCUUUGGAAACCGAUCAGGCCAGGACGCAACCCGUGACGCCGCGUACCUUAGAAACGAUGAUCCGUUUGGCGACAGCUCACGCCAAAGCAAGAAUGUCGAGAACGAUCGAAGCCGAAGACGCAGACGCCGCCAUCGAACUAAUACGUUACGCUUAUUUCAAAAAAGUAUUAGAAAAAGAGAAGAAACGAAGAAGACGCGCCGAAGACGGUUCCGAAAACGAAGAAGAACAACGUCAGAAGCGACCUAGAAGAAGGAGAUCGGAUGCGAGCGAACAAUCGGACGAAGAAAUCAUUUCGACGCAAAGUUCGACUAGAAGUCGAUCUACGGUCCUAACUGGCGUACAACCGAUGGAAGGGGAAGAAGAAGAAGAAUACGUUGUUAACGGUAUAAACGGUCGCGUAGAAGAAAAUACUACUAUGGAAAUCGAUAAUAGCCCUAGGGAGAUAUCAGACAAUAGAUUUUCUACUUUCAAAAACGGUCUUUAUAAGGCGUUCAGGGAAAACGCGUCUCAAUCGUUGGGAUUGAACACUAUUAAAACGUUCGUUAAUAGUAAUAACCCCCAACCCUAUACGCAAGGAGAAAUCGACGCCGCCAUUGAAAAAAUGACCGACGACAAUCAGGUUAUGUUGGCCGACGGUAUUGUUUUCUUAGUGUAACUGUUAUCAAAUGUCGCAAGUCAUUGUUUUUCUCAGUGUAACUUUUACGAAUUCAAUUUUUAGCCGUCGUCUAUUGGGGGUAGUAGAGUUUAAUAUGAUGAGACCCCGUAUAUUUAUUUCACGUUUCGUCGAAUUUUUUUUUUUUGAGAAGACAUUUUUCUUGGUGUAACUUUUUUAUAUUUAAUUUUUAAUCGUCGUCUAUUGAAAAUAGUAACAAAGUAUCAAUUUUUAAAUGAGGGGACCUCGUAUAUUCUAUUUUUUUACAUUUUGUCGAUUUUUUCCGGUUACGUUACCAGACUCCUUUAUUUUUUUUAGUGUAACUUUUUCGAUUGAUAUUUUCGUCUGUCGUCUACUGAAAAUGGCGGUAAAAUUUCCAUAUUUAAAUGAGUAGACCCCGUAUAUUUUUUUUACAUUUUGUCGAUUUUUCUGGUUACAUUAUCAGACGCCAUUAUUUUUCUUAGUGUAACUCUUUUAUAUUUAAUUUUUAACUUUUUUUUCUCAAAUAGUGUCGAUUUUUUUAACAUGCCUCUAGACUAAAUGCAAAAAAUGACAGCCAAUCAUUAGGUUAUGAUAACGGACGUUAUCCUUUUUCUUAGUGUAAUUUCCGAUUGUAUUAUUUCCAUUUUUAAAUAAUGCGACCCCCGUAUAUAUAUUUUGUCGAUUUUUCCAGUUACGUUACGUUACCAGACUGCAUUAUUUUUCUUAGUGUGACUUUUUCGAAUAAAAUUUUCAACUGUCGCCUAUUGAAAAUUUCCAUUUUUAAAUAAGGAGACCCCGUAUUAUAGAAACAAUCGUUAUAUUAAGAAUUGUUUUUCUUCUUGCUAAUAUAAUUUGAGAUACCCUCGUAUAUUUCUAAUAUGUUUUCAACUUAAGUAAAGUUGUUGAUAACCCCGUAUAUAUUUUUUAUAAUGAACAUUAUAUAUUUUAAAACCGUUUUUAUACAAAAAAUUAUUCUCUAAAUCGUUUAAAAAUAAAAGUCAGCCAUAAUUUUUUUAAAUUUCGUAUUUUACAUUUAUAUAUAUAUUUUUUGAUAGAUAAAUACAGGUUGUACUCAAAAUUUUGAAAUUCGAUGUUUUUGGGCGUUUAAAUAAAAAUUUUGACCCCCAAAGCUGAAAACCAAAAAAAUAAAUACGAAAUUAAUUUUCUUUGUAGGAUAAUGUUAAUAAAAUAUUUUUUCAUUU
Molecule: messenger RNA, 3718 nt
Organism: Diorhabda carinulata
Lineage: Eukaryota; Metazoa; Arthropoda; Insecta; Coleoptera; Chrysomelidae
Gene: Mcm3
Product: zygotic DNA replication licensing factor mcm3
Exons: 10
Coding region: 90-2537 (815 amino acids)
Biological process (GO): mitotic DNA replication initiation; DNA strand elongation involved in DNA replication; DNA replication
Cellular component (GO): MCM complex; nucleus
Molecular function (GO): ATP binding; single-stranded DNA helicase activity; single-stranded DNA binding
Source: RefSeq, a predicted model, not a curated record